Messenger RNA from Cuscuta epithymum, 577 nucleotides. The record is from the annotation of a GenBank genome assembly. NCBI's taxonomy places the organism in Eukaryota, Viridiplantae, Streptophyta, Magnoliopsida, Solanales, Convolvulaceae.
UGUUUAUGCCAUUUGGCCACCGGUGACAUGCUUAGAGCUGUUGUUGCUGCCAAAACUCGUUUUGGAAUCAAGGCCAAGGAAGCCAUGGACAAGGGUGAACUUGUUUCUGAUGACUUAGUUAUUGGGAUCAUUGAUGAAGCAAUGAAGAAACCCUCUUGCCAAAAAGGGUUCAUUCUUGAUGGGUUUCCCAGGACAGUGGUUCAAGCAGAAAAGCUAGAUGGAAUGCUUCAGAAGCAGGGUGCCAAAGUGGACAAAGUAUUGAAUUUCACAAUUGAUGAUGCUAUUCUGGAAGAUAGGAUUACUGGUCGAUGGAUUCACCCUUCAAGUGGAAGAACUUACCACCCAAAGUUUGCGCCUUUUUGGAGUUGAUGAUGUCACUGGAGAACCUCUAAUUCAAUGCAAAGAUGAUACUGUUGCUGUUCUCAAGUCCAGGCUCGAGGCUUUUCACCGCCAAACAGAUCCGGUUAUAGAUUAUUAUUCAAAGAAGGGUGUUGUUGCUAGCUUGCAUGCUGAAAAACAACCAAAGGAUGUUACAGCAGAAGUUCAGAAAGUUUUAUCCUCCUAGAGAAGAAGCUCA